Messenger RNA from Carassius auratus (goldfish), 2121 nucleotides. RefSeq lists its product as uncharacterized. NCBI's taxonomy places the organism in Eukaryota, Metazoa, Chordata, Actinopteri, Cypriniformes, Cyprinidae. The transcript has a single exon. Bases 1 to 1851 code for a protein of 616 amino acids. The record is from RefSeq and is a predicted model, not a curated record.
AUGACGACCUCCUUCCUGCCAAAGGACACCAGAGAGCUGCAGCACAUGAGCCAGAGACAACUGGACACUGAGAUGGACCAGCUGAUGGCGAACGAUCCGACGCAGAGUUACACCCACAAAGAACUCGCCAGGAUCACAGGGACCCUAGCUCACCUCCUCAUCGCCCAGGCACGGAUCAGCGAAAAGAACAACCACGACUUGGAGCAGGAAGCCGCAGUGCUGAGACUUCGAGUGGAGGAAGCCCUACAGCAUCAGGCCCACACCCAGAGUCGUCUAGAUAAGCUACUUCUCGAGAUCCAAGACCAGCAUGAGAAAGAGAAUACUACAGAUCCAGAGCUACAGAAAGAAGUGGAAAGACUUCAAAAUGCCCUGGAGAAUCUUCGUCUGGACACAGACCAAAGAGAACAUUUGGAGAGAGAAACCCGAGAGAGACUCGAGGCAAAGCUCCGACAAGGUGACGCUCUCCUUGAAAGGGCUGAAAUCGAACUGAAAGAAAGAGAUGCUAAAAUUAAGGCCUAUGAAAAUCACCUGGAAAUGGCCCGAGCCGAAAUCCACGACCUUACACAGCGCAAAGACUUGCUAAUAGAUGAACUUGACAUGGUUCACAGAGAACUGAAACAUUCUUAUAGUCUACAACGUGAACAGAAAGAGGAAACACACUCCACAGAGUUUCCCCUGGCCAGUGAACCCCAGCCUCUCAGCCAAGAACUUCGAGCUGAAAAAGGGGGUGAAAACCUGCUUUUCAAAAUGUCACCAGCCAGCCUCCACCAACCCCUGUCAGCAGUGGGGGAAGGAAAACCCUUCCAGAAAGUCCGGGUCACCAGCCACGGACACAUAACUCCAAAAGAACUGGACAAGCUGGCUAGAAACAUCCCUACGUUCAACCCAGAUCCUGCAGGAGGCCACGACAUUCACGCUUAUUUACAAGAUAUAGACUUUCACUUGCAAACUGUCACCAACGUGACCACUUGGGACAAAUUGUACCUGCUCAGAAUUACGUCCAGUCGUGAGGUACGCAGUUUCUUAGACCGUCAACCAGAGACUGUCAAAAUGGACUACCAGCAACUGCGAAAAGCUUUGGUGCGUGAAUUCUCUGAUCCAGAAUCAGACCAAGGGCUAGUAACCGCAAUGGACCUCAAGCAAGGUCGACUUGAAACCCCACCAAAUUUCUACAACCGACUGCGACGUGCCUACUUCGGAGCAAGGAAUGAACCAGGCAUGGAGGAAGACGUCAACUUCCGAACUUUGUUUCUGCGAAACCUCCAUCCUACUGUCAGCCACCAUUUGGGAGUGUUAGCGUGCCCGCGUAGCAUGUCAACGCAACAGUUACGUGAUUUAGCACAUAAGGCCUACACCAAACAAAAGACUGUGUCAGAAAAGACUGUAAAACACCCAACUAUUUGCUCUGUCUCUGAGUCCUAUUCAGAGUUGACCCUAGAGGGCGCCCAACAGCACCCCAGUUAUACACCCAGCAACCGUGAGUCAAGACCAUUCCAAGCCAGCAGAGGGCAGCGCGGUCGCGGUGGUGGUGCCCGUCCAAAGCACCAGAACGACCGCUCCGGAAUAUCCUGGGACCGGCCUCGCCCCUCCCAUAACCAAAAGGGGGGGGCCACCUGGGAAACCGGCCGGAGACCCAGAAAUAGCCAACCUCCAGCCUCCAGAACACCAAGCCCAGGGAGGCGGGAGGGGGAACACUCUCGACGUGAUGCUUGGAAACUCAAGGCUGAGCCCACAUCUAACAAGGAAAGUGCAGCCACAUCCGAAGCUGAAGAACUUCUGAGAAUACUGAGAGAGUUCCUUCAAAAGAAACCUCACAAGGAGGACAAGAAGGAUAAACCAGACACCGCAUGACUAAACCUUAUGCCUGAAACCAGCACCACUCCCGACGUCUUCACAACUGAAUCAAGCACACAGAACACUGUUUUUCAACCACGAACUAUUGAACUACCUGUUGCAUCAACAAACGAUAGCAACACCCACUUAGUCCAGCUGACGUCUGCACCUCCUGACCCAGAAAGCAUCAUCCCACACACUGAGGUGCCAGAAAGUGCUGUUUUGGUUAUCUGUACCCACAACGAAACACACAAAACAUACCCUAACUGCUUAUCGAUCGAAACACAA